AUGUCGUCACACAAUCCACACGACGACGUACUCGAGAAAAGUUACGGGGAUCUGAUCGAUAUACCUAAGAACGAGCCGGUGCAUCCAGAGCCGCCCAAGCAUGAUCAUGAGCACGAACAGAAGCAUGAUCAUGAGCACGAACAGAAGCAUGAUCAUGAGCACGAGCAGAAACAUGAGCAUGAACAUAUGCAUGAGCACGGGCAUGAGCAUCACGGAGGUAUGUGA
Molecule: messenger RNA, 225 nt
Organism: Haemonchus placei
Lineage: Eukaryota; Metazoa; Nematoda; Chromadorea; Rhabditida; Trichostrongylidae
Source: the annotation of a GenBank genome assembly